This is a messenger RNA of Saprolegnia diclina VS20, 4049 nucleotides long. RefSeq lists its product as hypothetical. The transcript has a single exon. NCBI's taxonomy places the organism in Eukaryota, Oomycota, Saprolegniomycetes, Saprolegniales, Saprolegniaceae. The annotation marks the transcript as partial. The record is from RefSeq and is a predicted model, not a curated record.
GCGGAAGAGAUGGUGGGGCUGAAGAUACUCUCAACGUCGACCAAGCGCUGGCUAGGCCUCUCUUACCUCGGCGCUUCGAUGGGUACGAGUAUCUGGUUCCUCGAUAUUGUCGGUCCGGGUCUCGCCAACGACCUCUUCUGGCCAGGUUUUGACCCCACGUCGGCGCAGACGUACCUCAUCGACGUCUUCAACCGCCACCUCAGCGUCUCCAGCGCCUCGGAGAUUGACCUCUUUGACCCCAGCGAGGCUAUUCUCAAGACGUACAGCCUUCCGUCGACAACGGCGUUCGCGAAACCCACGUACCCUCGUGCUCGUGCGUUGGUCGAGUACACGUCGGUGGCCGAUGCGAUCAUUGGCUUUCAGUCGCUCGAUCCAGACUACGUCUUCAACUUGUUUACGUUGUACUGCUGGGCCGACUUUGAAAAGCGCUGGGAGGUCGCUCAUACGGCGGCGCGUCAAGCCCGGUGUGCUGCUACGAUGGCUGACAAUGGGGCGGUGUACCUUGAGGCGUUCCUUCGCAAUGUUCACUGGGACGCGUGGUACCCGAUCUACGGUGCCAGUGUCGACUCUGCGGUCGCCGACGCGAUUACAAUCACAUCAGAAGGCCGUGACUGGUACAAGAGUCUCCAGAACGCGUACCAGACUCUGGAGAGCGAAGAGGCGUACUGGAAAUCGCACCAGAUUUCGCAUUUCCAGCUGCAGUGGAACAACUACGCGCAGCUCAGCGUGCAAGAGUCCAUCUCGGUAGUCAACGCCUUGGGCUGGCAACAAGAUCUGACGAUUCAGUUGAUCUCAUUCGGCAAACGAGGCUCCAAGUGGACGACAUUUGUGCUCAACUGGGCAUUUUUCGACGACCUCUGGGGCUCGGCCGUCACCAACGGAAGCCUCGUGCGCAGUGCCAGCAACUUUAUGGGCGAUGGACUCAUGGAGAUGCUCCUCAACCUCUACCCGUUCACGCCCGCGAGCGUCAUUAUCCACAACACGCUCGGGCCCUUUCUCAACGUUGAUUUGAUGGUGGUGGCGCCACCUGCGCAGCUCGUCAAUGCGUACGUGGCCAUGGAAGCCGCGCUGGUCGAAGCACUUCAAACCGACCGACCGCUCUUAAACCUCUACGCGGCGUUGCCAGCGCCACUGCUGGAUCCCGUGCCGCUCUCAUGGCAGAGAUCCAGCUACACCUUCUUUGGCGGCAGUCCGCUCUGCCCGUUUGGCUCGGGCUUGACAUUUGUGCAGCCGUCCUUUACCUUUGACGAUACGUGCGGCAGUCAAGUACCAAGCCGCCUCCUCGUGGAGCCUUUGCCGGCGGUGUUUGCAGCUACAGCUAUGAGACUGCUGCAUCAAUCCGAUCUUAGCAGCUGCUCGCCUUGCAGCGCUGCGACCUCUGAAGUGUGCAACUCACUCGCGACCCAAACCUCGGUCAUCGCCAAUAAGCUGCUGACAAACGCUACACUCUCUGGCCUACUGACGCCAACAGUCCAAGCUGCUGCCGAUGCCAUCCAGCGUCUCAACGUAGAGAUCAUCCAGUUUGCACGGACCCCGGGGGGAACUGAAACUGUCUUGCGCCAGCCGCUGCUGGGUGAUGACACGUGGUCGUUCAUGGGCUACGUGGCGCUGCACGAGUGGGUCAAUGGCUACCGAGAGGUCGUCUCGUUCCAAGGCGACGUCGCCACGUUCAACUUGAUGUCGGAGCGCAUCGAGCCGAUUCCAUUUCGCGCCAAAACGAUCGAAGUACCCAAAAGCACUUGCAACUACCUCUACGUGGUCGCCAUUACAACGUCGGUGGCGCUCGUGGGUGUUGCCUGCAUCACGGCAGCGUACGCUCUGCUUCAGCCGUCGCGCGACGUCGACGGACUCCACCUCUUGAUGUACAACCGUGUCAUGGGACCUGUCUGGGUCGGUCGACCAUUGUUGCUGCUUCGCGCGGCGGCCGCGAUUACCAUGCUCAGCACGACACCUCUGGUCUUUCUCAAUGAAGACAAUAUUGCUCGCUUUCAGUUUGCACCUCGUCCGCUAGCGCACAUUGGGAUUCUCGCAGGCGAAGCCACGUGGGUAACCUACGUCCUCAACGACAUUUUGCUGGUCGUUGCUCGCAGACACUCGCGGUGGGCAGCACCGCUCAGCGCCUGGCUGGUGUGGCUCAGCCUUGGUCUACUUGAGAUUGCUGAUCCCAUUCGAGCCACCGCAGCGAUUCGUCGAGAGUGUACGCGAGUCAACAUGGAUGCUGUUUUGACGUGUCACAGCGGCGUCGUCAACCUCGGGUCUCUUGGCCGCGCGUGGCUCAUUCUGGGCGUGAAUGCCAUUGCUAUCGGGCUCUCGUACGGCGCUGUUUGGGCCUAUAGGUCGCUGCAGCGAGCAGCGCUCGUGAAGUCGAGUGGGCACCCAACGCUCACGCACUUGGUUUCCGCGGGUGCCGAAGCCUUCUUGGCGCCAAAGGAAGCCGACAUGUGGAGCUUGGACGCAUCGACAGCGGCCAUGAGUGGCUUUCUCCGCUUCCGCUUCCAGUCGCUCCGGCUCAUUUUCGACACCAAGCUGUGGCUCUUCUUCUACGUCGAUUCGGGUCCAGUUUUGAUCAAGACCCUUGUUGGCCCGAACUCAUCGAUGCCAAGCAUCCCUAGCACAGUCGCGGUGUCGAGCUCGGCAUUUUCAAAACUCAAAGUUUGGAGUGGGCUCAUCUACCUCGCGGCGACAGCGGUGGGUAGUAUUUCGUACCUUCGGCUCUCGACUGUGAAUUUGGCCAACGAUCUGUGGUGGGCCACGUACAACACCACGGGGACGCAGACCUUUCUCUCCAACUGGUUCAACCGAUAUCUCCACUUCAACGCUUCUCAGCCGUCGACGCGUCUUGAUCUCCCCGUCUUUGCCGACAUGACAGACUAUUCAAGUGCAAAUUCGCUCGUGACGUAUGCUCCGACCUACGCGAGGCUCGUGCAAUACGAGUCAGGAAGCAACCUUGUCAUGAUGAUCCAAGGUCUUCGCACCAUGGACGCCUGCAACGCGCCGUGGAUCGCUACCAGCUACUGCUGGCUCGACUUUGAUCGGCAAAUCGAGAUGGCCAACACACUCGCUCGCCAAGCGCGAUGCAACGCCAAGUACCAUAGUAAUGGCGCUGUCUACUUGGAGUCGAUUCUCAGAAACGUCGACUGGCCCACGUUUGAGUCGUGCUGGGGCACCUCGUUUGAGAUUGGGGUCGCAAAAGACAUUGGCUCUCUCAAGCCCAACGGCGCUGCCUGGCUAAAGACUCUGACCAGCGGCUCCAGCCUCUCUGUGGUCGAUGAAGCCAAAGUGUGGCAGUCAAAAGGUCUCACGACGUAUACGACGCAAUGGCAAAACUACAAGGCACUCGGCCUCCACGACGUUUUCUCAAUUGAGAACGCUUUUGGUCUGAGAUACGACAUGACACUCCAGUCCAAGAACGGCUCGUAUCACUCGUCCAUGUCGACGUCGUGGAAGACAUAUUGGACGUUUGCGAGUGAUCUCUGGGCGAUCGCAACCAAUGGUUCUGGGAUCGCUGGCAAGUCGCUCUUGCGGCCAAGUCCCGACUUUGCUUUUGCCAAUACAUCUCUCGAGGAGCUGUUGACCAGGAACGCGACGCUGCCGUCGCCACUGGGUGAAGUGCUGGGUGCUUUUCACGACGCUGUCGGUCCAUUUGGCGCGGUCGAUGUCUUCCACGUGGCAUCCCCUCCAUCGCUCGCGACGCUGCAACGCGCCGUCCGCGAAGAUGUCAUGCAUCUCCUCACCAACGCGACCAAUCAAAUCCAGUCCGACUUUGGAAACCUCAUCAUGAUGAGCUCAAUGAGUCCUGUCCCAAAACGACUGGAUCAAACCGCGUACCUCUGUGCCGGUGGCAGUCUCUUUUGCGGCGAACUGCCCACGGACUUCAACUUUUCCAUUGGCCUCUCGCAGUUCACGGGCGUCGAUACGGUCUGCUACACGAGCUUCAACGAGUGGAUCUUUGUCAACCCGAUGCAAGCCAUCUUUAGCGUCAUUGGCGCUGGGAUCGCACUCGACCCGACGCUGAUUCCGGUGGCGUGUGCGGCGGAGGUCAUUGCGCC